AUGGUCUUUGGCCUGGUGGCUUCAAACGCUAUCGAGGAAAAUCUUUCUCCACACCUGGCCUCUGUUCAAUUGGUUGCUACAGAUGAUGGUGUUAGGAAUGUAGAAGGCGAUGAAUCAUCGCUAUCGCGUGAUCCAAGCUUGGGUACAGCUGUUGUGAACACUCAAAUAUUCACAAUAUUUAAUUACAAAGGUAGCCAAAUUUAUGUUUACAAUGCAUUGUCGAAUGAAAAUGAAAAUAAACUGACACGAGAAAAGUGGAUUUUCUAUUUUGUGCCAAUCAUGUUGCCAGUCCAGAAGAACGAUGGUGAUAAAUGGGCAUUUGCGGUGGACAAAGAAGUUCGAGUUAAAUUAAUGUUAGGUAAUUCUGAAGUCGAAGAACUGGCGCGUAAAGCAAUCGAGAAUAAAUAUGAUUUGGAAACAUCAAAAUAUUCAAAAUUUUGGACUGUCGCACCAUUGAUGAUCGAUUCGCUCACAGCCUAUGUUGUUAAGGGAAGCAACUCACCGGUUGAAGGUGUUCGCCACUUUCCUGACACCAAUCCAAACGCACUGUCAGUCAUGUUUCGAUUUGAAUGUUCAUCGAACGAAAAUGCUCAGGAAGUUGUUGACAAACUAGCCCAAGGCUAUUAUGAAAUUGAGAUCGCAUUCUACUUUGCUGGGUUCAAACAAAUAACGACUAAUUUCUUAUCGAUAACAACUGAUCAAUUGAGAAGCGUUUUGAGCAAAACAAUUGUCGAUGGUGGAAAUACAAAUGCUCAGUACAUCCAUCGAAAUCAGGGAUCUACGUUUGUCAGUAAAUAUGUAACAAAUGUGAAAAAAAUGAUUUAUCUUGAAAAUGCAAAUGCAAAUCUUACGUCGCUAACAAACGGUUUAGAAGAUCAAUUUACUUCGUUGUUGCAACAGGGUAGUCUAUUCUCAAGAUGA
Molecule: messenger RNA, 921 nt
Organism: Didymodactylos carnosus
Lineage: Eukaryota; Metazoa; Rotifera; Eurotatoria; Philodinida; Philodinidae
Source: the annotation of a GenBank genome assembly